GCCGCCUUGACAGUGGGCGACAUCCCGGACGAUACAGCUCUGGCAUCGUACCUGCGCCGCGCAGGGAUCGACCCGGCGGCAUACGGCACGGGCAAGGCCAAAACUAUUGCCGCGCUCCUCAAGGAAGUGGUGAAGGGCGAGACGGUUCUGGAAUGGAAUGACAGCCAGUCACAGAUCCGCCGCGUCGUCGAGCCGGUUUUCAUCCAGCUGAGAUGGGGGGACAAGGUUUUGGUUGAGACGGAGCAGAUCCUCAGUGAUGGCAGACCACGCCAGAGGAACAUGCUCAUGGCCGAGAAGAAAAGCCCCGAGGAUGUCGACAUUGAGCACUCAGCGCUUCGAGGAGUCAAGGAGGAGCUGCUCGAGAACGUCUCGGGCUGCGAGAUCGAUGUGCUGCGCCAUUUGCGCUUCAUGCAGGAGUCCUACUGUUGCGUGGCCGAGAAUUUGGAGUCGAACUCCUUUCCAGGUUUGCCAUGCGUCUACAUCACCCACUACUGUGGGGUGCAGAUCCUGGACAAUGCCUUGCCACUCUUCAAGGACAUUGGUUUUCUGGAAACGGACUUCGAGACCAAGGAGUCUGACGGGAAGAUCAAUAAAUGGCGCUGGGUGGACGUCAGCAAAGCCCGGCAAGACAAGGUCAAAGGCUUCCCGAAGCUCGAGGAGGACGGCAAGGAUGAGGCCGCCGAGGGGCUCUGGAAUCAGCUCGACACUCCUCAAGACUGUGGAGAUCUACGUGUGCUUCUGGAGAUGGGUGGUGUGAAUGUCACAACCUGGGGCAUGUACACCGAGGAAUCCUUGAAGUGCCUUCUCGACGAGCUGAAGAUCGGGGCAUCUACGCUUGAGCGUGAUGGUUCUGGAAAAGUCCGUCGGGCCAUUUGCUCAAACCUGGUCCAGCUCAAGGUGGAUGAGGCGUUGUCGCAACAGGGCCAGGGCCAAGGCUUCGGCCUCGGCGAUGCUAAAAACAUGGUGCGGUUUCGACCGGAGAGAGGCGUCUGGGAGGUCGUGCAAAGCGACACCUCCUCGUAUCCGGGUCUCCCGUGCUGCUACCAGACACGCCUUGUGCAGUUCGAUGCGAAGCAACAGGACUUCCCUCGCAAGAUGCCCUCCGAUGCCAGCAUGAACGGCUUGCCGAAGGUCCGUCGACCCUCCUUUACUGAGAGCCUUCAUGGAGGCGCCCCACCUGGAGGAACUCUCUCCUCAGGCCCUUGCAGCCCGAAGAGUGCGCAGAGUGUCAGCUCCAUCCCAGGCUCGCUGUACAGUGAGAGCCCCGUUCGGGCGCGAGCGAAGCCGGCCGAAAAUAUGCAGGACACGAUUCAGGAAAUUCCGGACGACAUCGUUGUUGGUUCUGGCCUCUACCUUCAGGUGCUGAACAUGCACAAGGAUCUCCGCUUCCGGAUGGUCGCAAAGGAGUCAUCGGAGAAGGCUCCACCUCCUGCUUCUCAGGCCGUGGCCUGUUCUUGUGAAAUUUUGCUGAUCCGCAACAUCAACCCCCUGACGGCGACGUACCAGUGCCGCUUUUUUGUUUUCAUGGAGUGGUUUGAUCCAUCUGCUGUGGGAAUGCCUCUGGGAGACGUGUCGGAGGAGAACCGCAAGAAGCUUUCGAUCCCAGAGAUCGCUUUGCAGAACACGCUGAAAACGGGCUUGGAGAUCCACUCCCCGCCGGAAGUCAUCCACAGUGAAAGGGGGCACGUUGCAGCAAAGAUCCUCUACCAGGCUGUCAUGCAAAUGGAAAUUGACAUGCGGCUCUUCCCUUUCGACACCCAGAGGCUCAACAUCGUCCUAGGACUUCGUGCUCGCCGGGAUCGUGACCGCGCAAUCUUUUGCAGGUUUUGCCAUUGCGACAGCCAGAUUCGAUUGGAUGAAUGGAAAAUCCUUGGGACCUUCUUCGAUUCCGAUCGCCCGGAUGGCCGUGCUCGGGUGCAGUUUGGAGUGGUCAUCGGACGUGGCUACAUGUACUACGUCAUGAACGUGCUCAUCACGCUGUGUGCCAUUGCGUCCUCCUCGUUUGCGGGCUACUUCCUGCAGGUCGCACCUCCCUUCGACCGCUUGCGGUUUGGCGUAUCGAUCCUAUUUGCGCAGACCACUUUCCGUCUAUCUAUUGACAGCAAGUUGCCUAUCGUGGCAUAUGCAACAGCUUUCGACCACUUCGCUAUGUGCUGCCAAUUGCUCCUGCUGUCGAUGAUCGUUGGAGAUGUUAUCGUGGCCAUGCUUGCAGACAGGUGGUUUCACUUUGGUGGCAUGGAAACUGCCAGACUUGUUGACAAGGUCAUCCUCUUCACGUUGAUGCCCAUCUGGCUUCUGGCUCUCGUGACCUUCAGCAUCUGGGUGGUGAGGACGCGGCAGAAGACUGCCCAGGCCCAGGCGCUUCUGAACCACGAGCCGUCGUCUUCUGCCGUCUCCACUUCCGCCGAGGGAGCAGCGCAUGGAGACUUCUCGGAAGAAGCGAUGGAACAAGUUUCCAAGCUGAAGAAUCGGCUCCGCUACACAUCGGCGCGGCGCCUGUCGCCGACUAUGCAGCACCUCUCGAGCGAAGCGGUGGUUGUGUCGGCGCUUGUCUGGUUCCUCCACGAUAUUGAUCCUAUCCAAGCCCAGUACGAGUGCAAGUUCACUCUUUUCGUGGAGUGGCUGAGCCAAGAAGCAGUUGGGAUGAAGGCUGGUACUCGACUUCCGCAGGAGGACCUUGCACGCCACAAAGCACCAGAGAUUGACGUUCACAACAAGGUGGAGCUCUCAGUGGAGGAUGGUCCCAGUGCCAUGGUGGCGGACUCCGAAACUGGCAGGAUCGUGAUGUGCACUCGCUACAUGGCCAAGCUUCAGCUGCGGCUGAAGCUGCGGAACUUUCCAUUCGACUGGCAGAGUCUUCCCAUCGACUUUACCAUGCCGGCCGAAAAGGACGUCAACCGAGCCUUUGUCUGUCGCUCGUUGGAGCUGCAGCCUUUGGCCAAAACGCUGGACGAAUGGACCUUCCAGGGGACCUGGACCUCCUGCGACUUCCACGAGGGGAUGAGCGCUGCCAGCAUGUACAUCGAGGUCAAGAGGAGGUCCCAGUACUACGUGGUUUCCGUGCUGGGCGUGAUGCUGGGAAUCUCGAGUUUGGUUUUCACAGUCUUCGCCAUCAAGGUGGAUACCGCUGGGGCGGGUUUCGACGAUCAAGGCAAGAUCCUGAUCUCGCUGCUGAUGACCCUGCUUGCGUUCAAGCUGCUGACUGCCUCAGGCAAGAUUCCCAAGGUGGCCAAGGCCACUAUCUUUGACCGCUAUGUUUUGGCGACCGAAACCUGCUUUUUCGCCACAGUGCUCUCCUGUACCCUGAUGCGUCUCGUCAUCUCGGACCCAGGCACGGCAGCCUUCUCGAUGGCGCUGCGUGGAGGCUUUUUUGCAGUCCUGCUUUGUUCCUGGCUCUUCUUCAACCUGGCCAUGGUCUUCAAGAUUCGUCGCUCCAAUACCUUGGCCAACGCAGAGAUCCUGGAACGACAAGGUCGCCGUGGUUCUGUGCACGGGCCAGGCUUUGACGAGCAAGCCCUCAUCAUGUCUCGGCAGCCACGGACGCCGGAAAUAGCUGUCGACCCACAGGCCGUGCUGCUGGAGGUGAACUUCCAGCACGUUUUUGGAAUCAAUCCGGCGGCCGCUAACUUUACCUGCGUCUUCGAGGUCCGAAUGGCCUGGCUAGAUGAACGUGCGAAGGCCUGCUCGAGCGGCAUGGCCCUCGAUGCCAAAAGGUGCAAAGAGUUGGGCCAGCCAAAGCUGACGGUCCAGAACGCACAGAGCACGAAUAUUACUUUCCUGUCCGGGCGGGUGAUCGAUGAGACGACUGGACACGUUACCUGCCACCUGAAGAUCAAAUCCCAAGUGUAUCUGAUGUUCAACUUGUCGAAUUUCCCAUGGGAUCAACAAUCGCUCUUUGCAGUGUUGAUGCUUCCGAGUCACUCGGACCGCGCACGUCACAUGGUCCUAACGGACUUGCAAGCCAAUGAAGACAAGACUGCCAAGACGGGCGAGUGGGCUGAGCUUGGCGUCUUUGGUGCUUCCUACCGCAUCACAGGCAUUUCGAAGGCAGUUUUUGGGCUCGAGAUGCAGCGGUUCUCCCGGUACUACGUGACAAGCCUGCUGUCUAUGUGCCUUUGGUCAACCUUUAUUCUCUUUGUCUACGCCUUGGAUGUGAAUGACUUCAAGGAUCGCGGCAAGGUGAUGGUGGGUGUCCUCGUCGUGCAGAACGUGGCAAAGGUCGCGGUCUCAAGCAAGAUGCCCCGAGUGGUCUGCAUCACGGCCUACGAUAAGGUGGCCUUGAACAGUCUUGGCCUCCUCUUCAGCAUCGGCCUCUUUACGGCAUUCCUUGACUUCCUUAGCCAGUUGGAGCUGCAGUGGCUCAACUUCGAGGUGCUAACCAUCGUGGAUCGAGUCGCUGGUGCGCUGUUCUGCCUGACAUGGCUGGCACUGAAUAUUCGGGCCAUUUUGCAUGUGCGCCGCAACUCAUCCAAGGCCGAAUCCCUGGGCCUCGGCCGGUUGCCACGCAGCCUGUCAGGCCUCACACUGGAGGCUGACGCGGACCCGGAUCUCGCAGAGCAGCUCGAGAUUCUGAGAAGGCCGUCGGAUCCGCUUGGCAAGAGGCCUCUCAACACUGUUCGCAAGACCAGCAGGUCAUCCGACGGAUUGGGUGGCAUCGUGACUGUGAAGCUGGGGGUCAAGUUCUGGCUGGUGUCGGACAUUGAUGUCGCCGCCGCGAGUUUCAUGGCCAAGUUCCAUGUGAUCAUGGAGUGGGUGGAUCAGGCCGCGGUGGGCAUGCCGCAAGCCACCCGCAUUUCACACAAGGAGCUCCAGAAAGCCGGACCCGGUCACAUCGUUGUGCCAAAUCUGAGCGUACGAAAUGCCAUCACGGUUGCCUUGGAAGAGUACUCGGACGUCAUCGUUCUGGACGAGAAGACGGGUCGCAUCACGUGCCGUCUGCACAUCAACGCCGUCUUCCACAACGACUACUGCUUGGACAGCUUCCCCUUCGACUGCCAGCGUCUGGUCGUGGAGAUGCAGCUCGUAGACUGUGAAGGCUUCGAGCUGGCCCCCAGCUUCUGUGAUGCUGCUGACCAGUCCAAGAACUUGGACGGCUGGAAUGUGAAGGACUCGGUGGUUGCGCUGGCACCUUCCUUGGAGGAGAGUCCGAAGCAGAAAGUCAAGGUAUGUCUCCUCGCUGAGCGUCAAGCAGGUUUCUAUGUCAAGCAGGUUCUCAGCAUCUACUGGUUUCUGUCGACAUUGAUGUUCUCCUUCUUCGUCCUGCCGUCGUCAGAAUUUACGAAGAGGUUGGUGGAUAUCUUGAAGAUUGUGCUGACUCAGACCACCUUUCGCUUUUCUGUGGAGCAUCGUCUGCCCAAGGUGCAGCAUUGGACACCCUUCGACAUCUACCUGAUCUCCUGCCAGAUGCUGGCAUGCCUAAUUGUGGGAACGUUCAUGGGAUGCUACUAUUUGAGCAAAGACUCCAGCAGAGCAUGCUUUCUCCAGGAGAUCGAGCGGGCUUUGCUGGUCGGAUUGGCAGCUCUAUGGGUGUUGUGGAAUCUCUGCUUUGUGCUCUAUGCCAUCCAUCGCAAGAAGUCUGAGCUGCUCGGGGCCAGGCUGGCGAUGAGAUCUGGUCUCAUCCUGCCGCAGCGCAUCAGCUCAGGGCUGCUGCCGCGCUUCAGCCGUUCCCCGCGGCAACUUUCCUCGGGCGAGGUCCAGCAGGUUGAGAGCAUGACGCCCGGCAACAGGGAUUCCGAGCUGCCCUUGACACCACAGUACUCGCGAGGUUCUGAGCUCCGCGCCUUCACGAACCAGGAUUCCAAAGUCGGGGAGACACAGGUGAUUUCUAUUGCUUUCCGGAUUUGGCUGAUCCGCAAUGUGGACCUUGUGAAAGCCACCUUCGAGUGCAAGUUUCGUGUGUUCUUAGAAUGGCUGGACGAAAACGCAGUAGGCCUGGAGAAGGGCAAGAAGGCUAAAGAGCUGAAGGUUCCAUCCCUUGCCAUCACGAACGCCAUCCAAGCCGAGGUGAUCGACAGGAGCUCGGCUCCCGAAGUUGUGAACCCGAAGACCGGGCAUGUGGCCGUUCAGAUGCUGUUCCGCGCAACGCUGAGAAUGGACCAGCAAGUGCGUCACUUUCCCUUCGACUGCCAGUGGCUGGCGAUCACCGUGUCUCUGAAGGAAGAGGGAUGUGCUCGCAACCGCUCCUUCCUCUUCCAGUACUGCGAGGUGGAUGAGGGCCUUUCGCUGGAUGAGUGGUACGUCUGCCCAGAUCCUGCAUUCAGCACACUGACAAAGCACGAUGCCCCAAGCAUCCAAGACACGGUCAUGUGCGGCCUGCUCAUCCGUCGCGCCUCCCGCUACUACGUGGUUAACAUCAUGCUUAUGCUCGGCCUCAUCUCCUCAGUGGCCUUUGCUAUCUACACGGUGGAUGUCAGCCUCUUCUGGGAGCGGGCAGAGGUGUUCCUGGGCAUCUUUCCGCUCAUCGUCGUCUUCAAGAUGUCGGCACAGGGCAAGCUGCCGAGGGUGGGCUACUCCACGAAGUUCGACCACUUUGCAAUGGCAUGCCAGAUGCUGUUCCUCAUCAUCGUGAUGGGCUGUAUGGCUGCUUCCUUCAUCUCGAACAUGCCCGUUUGGUUCCACUCCUGCGCGUAUCUAUCCGCCGAGGAUCUCACGGAUCAAGACCUCGCAACCAUCGACCUCAUACGUCAUGUGGAGCACAUCUGCAUGUUUGUCCUGGUGGGCCUUUGGAUGUUUUGGAUCGGGCGGUUCAGCUUUUUUGCUGUCCGCACUUCGCGGCUGCAACCCGUGGAUGGGGUGCAGAGCAGCGUAAAGAUCAAGCUUCAGGCACUCCCUGCAUGGUGGUGUUAG
Symbiodinium sp. CCMP2456 is the source of this 6846-nucleotide messenger RNA. The record is from the annotation of a GenBank genome assembly. NCBI's taxonomy places the organism in Eukaryota, Dinophyceae, Suessiales, Symbiodiniaceae.